This is a messenger RNA of Abrus precatorius (Indian licorice), 607 nucleotides long. RefSeq lists its product as uncharacterized. Bases 1 to 570 code for a protein of 189 amino acids. Lineage: Eukaryota; Viridiplantae; Streptophyta; Magnoliopsida; Fabales; Fabaceae. The record is from RefSeq and is a predicted model, not a curated record. The transcript has 2 exons.
AUGGCAUGCUUAGACAUGUACAACUCCGAGCAAAAGGGUCGUCAUCACCACUACCAUCAUCACUGCGCUCCAAUGAGCCCCAGAAUCUCUUUCUCAAAUGAUUUUGUGGAUGUGCAACAAGCCAUGAAGCAAGAGCAAAGAGGCUCCAGAUCAGACGCGCCAGUGUCCUCAGACUUUGAAUUCUCAGUCACAAACUACUCUAUGAUGAGUGCUGAUGAGCUUUUCUUCAAGGGUAGGUUGUUGCCGUACAAGGACAAUUGCAACAACCAGGUUCAGAGGGCCACCACCACUCUCAAGCAAGAACUCCUUAUAAACGAUGAUGAAUAUUAUGAGGAUUUUUCUCUAAGGCCACCGAAAGGGUCCUCAACAAGGUGGAAGGGUCUUCUUGGUCUCAGAAAGAGCCACAUUGGUUCUAAGAAGGUUGAGAAGAGUGAAGGUUCUUCUGAUAGGGGUGUUGAACCAAGAAGGUCUGCAUUGGUCAAUGAGGGAGCUCCAAUUAAUGUUACUUCUUCUCAGGAGCUGUUGAAUGAAGGAGGGUCAAGUUGCAGAGAUUUGGAGAUUGGCACAUAAGUCAUGGCAGUGAAGUGUUGAGUUUGUAGAGGAGUGG